Messenger RNA from Toxorhynchites rutilus septentrionalis, 3211 nucleotides. It is a transcript of the gene mei-9, whose product is annotated as DNA repair endonuclease XPF. Gene Ontology annotation, molecular function: single-stranded DNA binding; single-stranded DNA endonuclease activity; damaged DNA binding. The coding region runs from base 116 to 3211 and encodes 1031 amino acids. Lineage: Eukaryota; Metazoa; Arthropoda; Insecta; Diptera; Culicidae. Gene Ontology annotation, cellular component: nucleotide-excision repair factor 1 complex. The record is from RefSeq and is a predicted model, not a curated record. The transcript is spliced from 6 exons. Gene Ontology annotation, biological process: resolution of meiotic recombination intermediates; nucleotide-excision repair involved in interstrand cross-link repair; double-strand break repair via homologous recombination.
CUUUGUUUUGAUAAAUUUUAGCCGGUAAAAUCAUUUGCUUGCUGUCUCACAUAUAAACAGGAACUGUUUGUGGUCUUUCGUGAAUGAACAGUGAAUUUAUUCCAGCGAGAAAGCAAUGGAUGAAGCGGAGGAUGAUGUCGACUCGGCUUUGGCGUGCUCCGCCGAACAAGCUGAAAGACAAAUUCAGCAAUGUGAUGAAAUUAAGCGGGAGCAAGAAUUGAGUGAACUGGUUGAUGCAGAAGAAUUCCUCGCCUCUCAAGGAAUCCCAAUGCUUGAGUAUGAGCGACAGAUGUUUUUGGAUUUGCUCCAUUCAGAUGGCUUAGUUGUUUGUGCUAAGGGAAUAAGCUACGAAAAAGUAUUGCUGAAUCUGCUGAAGAUUUUCAGUGAUCCAACGACAUUGGUGUUGGUAAUAAACAGUUCCGAUUAUGAAGAAAAAUUGUAUGCAUCGCAAUUGAACAAUGAGCAUGUCCAUGAAUCUUCCACCAAUGCCACGGAAAGAGAGCGUGUUUAUUCGGAAGGUGGUAUCCAUUUCAUCAGUACAAGAAUUCUUGUAGUGGAUCUUCUGAAAAAUCGGAUCCCAAUUGAAUUGAUAACCGGAAUUUUUGUUGUCAAAGCACACGAGAUAAUUGAAUCUUGUCAGGAAGCAUUCGCUCUCAGGCUAUACCGUCAAAAAAACAAAACGGGAUUCAUAAAGGCUUUCUCGAAAAAUGUUGAAGCCUUCACCUAUGGCUAUGGUCACGUGGAAAAGGUAAUGCGAAAUCUAUUCGUCAAGGAGCUUUUUAUUUGGCCGCGCUUCCAUGCAACAAUUCAGCAAUCACUCAAGCCUUUUGAGCCGCUCGUUGUGGAAAUGCAGGUGCCAAUGAGUCAAAACAUGAUUCUGUUGCAAACAAAUAUUUUGGAUAUAAUGAACUAUCUGAUAAAAAACAUCAAAAGCCUCAAUCAUCAAGUUGAACUGCAGGAGGUAACGGUGGAGAAUUGCGUUACGAAAAAGUUCCAUAAAAUUCUUCAAGCGCAGCUGGAUACUAUUUGGCAUCAAUUGAGCUCCCAAACCAAACUUAUAGUGGCUGAUCUUAGGAUUCUUCGCAGCCUUAUGAUAUCCACAAUCUAUCAUGAUGCAGUCACUCUCUAUGCAACGAUGAGGAAAUACAGAUCGGCUGAAUAUGCUCUCAGUAAUUCUGGGUGGACUAUUUUGGACUCAGCUGAAAGAAUAUUUACCGUAUCCAAAGACCGCGUGUUCAAUAAGAGUGAUGAAUUCGAACCAGAACUUUGUCCUAAGUGGAAGAUUUUAUCGGAAGUUCUCCGACAAGAAAUUCCACUGGACAUAAAAGAGACGGCUAAAAAAAUUCGCAAAGACGAAGAAAGGCGAAAAUAUUUCCAACAGCAGGUAAAGGUUCUUAUACUGUGCCAGGAUGCUCGAACUUGUUAUCAGCUGAACGAAUAUCUCACGCAAGGGGCUGAAAAAUGCCUGUUCUAUAUGGCGAUGAAAAAUGACGUUACAGUGUCCAAAUUAUCGGAAAGAUAUCGUCACAUUGGAUCAAAUAAUGAACAAAAUCCGUUCAAAAUUCAAAAUAUUGAUUCGUAUGCCAAGCUAACCAAAUCGGUUGCAAAAGAAUCAGCAUUGAAUGCAGAAUCAUCAGCAGGUUCACUCAAUAAGGAAGGCGAUUUCCUUAGAGAUAGAAUUGCGAAACGCCGCAAAGAAGUUGCUGCAAAAGAAGCAUCUGAAACGAACGCCCCAAGCCAAAUUCAACAGGAUGAUGAGGACAUACUUCGGUCAUCGAUCGCCUCGAAAGUAUCCGAUAUGGAGGCGGAUUUACCCAAGAAUGAAGAGGAGGACGAAUAUCAGUAUUUCAGAGACUCAUACAUACUUACGAUGUCUCAAAAGCCAGAAGCAAAUGAUACCGUUGUUAGUGAAGGGCAAGAGAGUUCUUGUUUCGAUGUGUCACAAUUCGAGUGUGGCGAAUUUGAGUCUUUCCAGGAGAUGGAGAAUCUUGAUGUCACAAAAAUUGUGAAUGAAAGCAAUAAACCAUUGCUGUUUAUUCAAACCUUCAAAAGUGAGAAUUAUGGAUUUGGCUCACUAGAACGAACAUUGGAUGAUAUCAAGCCUAGAUAUAUUGUUUUGUACCACAGUCAUGUUGCGGCAAUUCGUCAAAUAGAAAUAUACGAGGCGAGGCAACAACGCCAACAGAUUGCAAGAGUUCGGGUGUUUGUGAUAACGCACUCCAAAACCGUCGAGGAGCAGUCGUAUUUGACAUCUUUGCGAAGAGAGAAGCAGGCAUUCGAGUUGCUCAUUGAAACGAAACGAACUAUGGUAAUACCUGAGUAUCAGGACGGAAAAUCGGAUGAUUCCAUCACAAUGCUACAGAAGACGCAAGAUAUAUCUUCUCGACAGGCUGGUGGUCAACUCGGAGCAGAAGAAGCGGUUGUUACACCUCAAAUCAUAGUGGACAUGCGAGAGUUCCGUUCUGAUUUGCCAUGCUUAAUCCAUCGUCGUGGUAUAGAAGUAGUGCCACUCACUAUUACGAUUGGCGAUUAUAUUCUUACCCCUGAGAUUUGUGUCGAGCGGAAAUCGAUCUCCGAUCUCAUCGGUUCGUUGAACUCAGGACGACUCUACAGUCAAUGUGUACAAAUGUCUCGCUGUUAUUCCAAACCAAUUCUGCUCAUCGAGUUCGACCAAAACAAACCCUUCCAUUUGCAGCGGCACUUCAUGAUGUCAGGUGAUUCUGCCUCUUCCAAUGCUGACAUCACCCAAAAAUUGCAGCUGCUGACGUUGCACUUUCCCAAAUUGAAACUCGUCUGGUCUCCAAGUCCGUAUGCAACGGCCCAGCUGUUUGAGGAGUUGAAGCAUGGUAAGCAAGAACCGAACCCGGACGUGGCGGUUUUGGCUGGUUCGGAUGAGGCGGGUGGCUUGGCGGAGAUGGAGAGAAUUGCGGAUAGAUCUAACCCAAAUAUCCACGAUUUCAUCAUAAAAUUGCCGGGAAUCAAUUCCAAAAACAUAGGUAAAGCGAUGCGAAAAUGUAAAAACUUAAAAGAAUUGCUGAGAAUGAGUGAAUCUGAACUUGCGGAGCUAUUAUCGAGUCAGGUACAGGCUAAAAUGCUGUGGGAAAUACUGCAUGUAGUUCAUAAACCUACACCAAGUGAUCUGGCUGACAAACAGUUUGGAUCGAAAUUCAAACGUGGCUUUGGCAAACCAUUCUUAGGUGUAAGCAAAUAA